AUCUCUAGUAUCUAGUGCAUCAUGUGCUGAAAAGGACAGAUGUGCACGAAUUAUUAUGAGUUAUGAGUCCAUAAGGUCGCAGUGACCGUGCAGCUGAUACUGCUGGUGGUUUGUGUCUCAUUACUAUAACUGUUAGUCGUGCUCCUCAAGGAGUCAUUAAAGGACUUUGAUCGAGAGAGACACAGCUCACACACUUCAGCUGAAGCGAGGACAAUACUAGCAGUUCUCAACUUUAACUCUACACAAAAUGGGCUUUUUAUCUUCAAGUCUAUUGCUGAUAGCGCUGGUGUCGAGUGUGUCUUCUGUGGAUAAGCUCAACAUGUGUAUGGAUGGGAAACACCAGAUCUCUGAGCCGAGAGCCGAGGGAGCGCUGUAUCAACAGUGUUCCCCAUGGAAAGACAACGCCUGCUGCACAGCGAACACCACAGAAGAAGCUCAUCAGGAUCAGUCGUAUCUUUACAACUUCAACUGGAAUCACUGCGGGAUCAUGAGCAACUCGUGCAAGAAGCACUUCAUCCAGGACACGUGUUUCUACGAGUGUUCACCACACCUGGGGCCCUGGAUUCAGACGGCGAGUGAGUCGUGGCGUAAGGAGCGUAUCCUGGACGUGCCGCUGUGUGUGGAGGAUUGUAACGAAUGGUUCGACGACUGUAAGAACGAUUACACGUGUAAAGAGAACUGGCACAAGGGCUGGGACUGGAGCACAGGCACGAACCGCUGUCCGAAAGACUCUCAGUGCCGUCGCUGGACCGAGGUCUUCCUCAGCGCUCAGGACAUGUGUGAGAAGAUCUGGUCCAACUCCUACAAGUUCACGACGCUCAGCAAAGACAGCGGCCGCUGCAUGCAGAUGUGGUUCGAGGGAGCCAACCCUAACAAGAAAGUGGCCGAAUACUACCUGAGGGGUGACGCGGAGACGGUCGCCAUGGCAACAGGCCUGCGUGUGUGUGUGUUUGCGCUUCUCGGGAUGAUGCUGCGCUGAGAACACCUCGAACAUCUGGACUCAUUUCUCUCUGAUGAAUGUCAAAAUCCCCCAGAAUGCAUCACAUUCCCCUCUGUUAUGUGCGGAUAAAUGUUAGAUUUGAAAUAAAACAUUUGAAUUUAA
This is a messenger RNA of Pimephales promelas (fathead minnow), 1102 nucleotides long. It is a transcript of the gene folr, whose product is annotated as folate receptor. Lineage: Eukaryota; Metazoa; Chordata; Actinopteri; Cypriniformes; Leuciscidae. Gene Ontology annotation, molecular function: signaling receptor activity. The record is from RefSeq and is a predicted model, not a curated record. Gene Ontology annotation, cellular component: external side of plasma membrane.